Molecule: messenger RNA, 561 nt
Organism: Phytomonas sp. Hart1
Lineage: Eukaryota; Euglenozoa; Kinetoplastea; Trypanosomatida; Trypanosomatidae
Source: the annotation of a GenBank genome assembly
AUGUCACAUUUUCAGCGCGACUACAAACCAAACAGACACACCGAUGCUUUUGCCUCGCUAUUCUCUACAGUUGCAGAAACUCCACGUGGCCCUGAUACCGUAUCGAUACCACCAUCCAAUCAACACGAACGUAGUAAAUCCAGUUUAUCCUCCGAAAUUCCCUACAAGUCAUUCCUUUUUUUAAAACCACCCGCGUCGCUGAACAGCGUGGAGCUCGCAGAGUUGCCUUCACUUCUCAAAAAAGUGAUUACCGACAGCCUUCAGGGUUAUUUGUAUGAAAAUGCCAUCUUCUACGCCGAGCGACUAUACGAUUUGGUGCCGGAUUACCGCAAUCUUUACAUUUUGGCGGACUGCUACGUGCAGAGCGGGGAUAUCGACACCGCCUGCCGACUGCUGCGAAGCUACUACCCCUUCUUUGAGGUGCAUGUGAGCCGCCCAUCCAGCGCCGGCCCCUGCCCUGCGCCGCGCGCCGCGUUUAAAGGCGACGGGGGGGGGGGAAUCCACCCGUCCCUGUUGCCCCAACGGCGGGGAAUCUACCCCAGCAUCGCUUUUCCUUCAUAA